UGAUGUAUAUGUUCUUUAAUUACCUGGAAGUAAUGGAACAAGCGCAGGAUUCGGUUAUGCAAGAAGAUGCAAACAUUAAGGCUAUUAAUGAGGAGUACAGGAAAGCCUUUAUAUUUAUCAAUAAAGGACUGAACACAGAUGAACUGAGUCAGAAGGAAGAGGCAAAAAAUUACUAUAAGCAGGGACUAGACCACUUGCUUCGAGGAAUCAGCAUUCCCUCACAGGACCCUGCAUGUGUGGGAUCCCAGUGGGAGUCUGCCAGGCAGAUGCAACAGAAGAUGAAGGAGACCCUCCAAAACGUUCGCGCUCGACUCAGUGUUUUAGAACAAGAUGUCUCCACUGUGCAAGGAAGUCCUGCUGCAACAGAUGCCCCUGCUGAGGUACCCAAGCUGUACCCUUCUGUUCCUUUUAAAGAGAAGCCGGAAAGACCUCCUGCACCUACUUCUCUGCUGGCACCCAGCCAGCCACCUGUGGCCAGCAGAAGUGGUGCAAGUGCGAGYGAGGGACAGAUUCCAACAAUGAGUCCAUCAGAUCCAAAUCCUCUCUGUCUGCCAAAUGAAGCACCUCCUGCCUACACACCUCAAGCUGCCGAUGGCCAUUUUACUGUGUCCUAUGGCACAGACUCUGGGGAGUUUUCAUCUGUAGGUGAAGACUACUAUAGAAAGUGUAACCAGCCACCUCCCCUUGAAAAUCUGGGGGUGGAUGCGGAUGAACUGAUCUUGAUUCCUCAAGGAGUGCAGAUAUUCUUUGUGACYCCUGAUGGGCAAGUUAGUGCUCCUUCAUAUCCUGGAUAUCUACGCAUCGUGAARUUCUUGGAUGCAGAUAGUGAGACGGCUCAGAAUCGUCCACCUGCCUUUCUUCAGGUUUGUGACUGGAUGUAUCCUCUAAUGAGUAAUCAGUCUCCUGUCCUGUGCUGCAACACCGGAGUCUACAUGUUCCCUGACACCAUGUCGCAGGUGCCAGGAUCUUAUGUGGGAGUCGUGUUGUCCUCAGAACUUCCAGCRGCUGACAGGGAGCUUUUUGAGGAUUUGUUAAAACAGAUGUCUGAUCUUCGAAUCCAGGUGCCAGGAUCUCAUGAGAAAGUAGGGUUAUCUUCAGAACUCCCAGCAGCUGUGAGAUCAUAUUUUGAAGAUAAGGUAAAACAGAGGUCUGGCCACAAAGUCCAGCCUGCAGAAGCCUCUAGUGAUGCGUUUAGCUUGCCUCAGACUGUGCACAUUCAACCACAAGUUGAAGGAGAGGAAAGAGCAAAAGAGCUGCCGGAAUGGAGUGAGAAAGUUGCCCAUGGAAUCUUGUCAGGUGCAUCUUGGGUAAGCUGGGGCCUCAUGAAAGGAGCAGAAUAUACUGGCAAGGCUAUCCACAAAGGAGCUUCCAAGCUGCGGGAGCAUAUUCAGCCAGAAGAAAAACCUCUGGAAGUCAACCCAACUGUAGCAAAGGGGCUUCAUGUAGCGAAACAGGCUACUGGAGGAGCUGUGAAAGUCAGCCAGUUUUUAGUUGAGGGAGUGUGUUCUAUAGCAAGCUGUGUUGGGAAGGAGCUGGCUCCGCAUGUGAAGAAGCACGGCAGCAAAUUAGUUCCAGAAUCCCUCAAGAAAGACAAAGAUGGAAAAUCCACUUUUGAUGGAGCGCUGGUGGUAGCAGCAAGUGGAGUUCAAGGUUUUUCAACAGUGUGGCAAGGUUUAGAAAGCGCAGCCAAGUGCAUUGCUAAAAGUGUUUCAACCGAGACUGUAAAAACUGUGAAAUACAAGUAUGGAGAGGAUGCUGGCCAUGCUACAGACAAUGCUAUGAAUUCUGCAAUCAAUGUUGGCAAGACAGCGUUUAAUAUUGAAAACAUUGGGAUCAAAGCUGUGGUGAAGAGAACAGCAAAAGAAACUGGCCAUGCUGUGCUGGAUGAAUACAAAGUACUGGAUAAGGAGAAAAAGGAUAAAAAUAGAGAGCAAUGAAAUAUUUCUCCAAGCCUUACAUUAGCAAUGAAACUUCCUGUUAAGAAGUAGCUAUAUUGUUAAACUGUGAUUUAACACAAAGCAUACUGUACUUUUCAAGCAACUAUUACCUAAUUUGACCUGAAAAUAUAAAGGCUGAGGAGGUUGAGGUUUUCCUUUCUUACAGGGAAAAAUGAAAGUCUCCUUAAUUCAUCUUUCUGUAUUGAUGKCGGGAAUUUUGACUGUUUGAGGGGUAUGAGUUUGCAGUUAAUAAACUUGCCUCUGGAAGCACUUUUUUUUUCAGGAUGUAACAUGAAACAGUAGAGUAAUACAGAAACAUUAUUGUGAAUAUUUUUGUAAUUCUUUAUAUUUAUAAAGCAGGUUGUGAUAUUGAACAAAUAGGGUUACUAAGUCUGUUCUUAAUUAUAUUUAGUUUUACAAAAAUAAGCUUUACUAAAACKAAGUAUUUAAUAUACUCUCCUUAUUUAAGUAUUGUGUUUUAUUCUUUUGUUUUCUAGAGAAAUUCUUUUCAUAGACACUAAAAAGCAAAUCUUAUCCAAAGUUCAUAUUGGAAGAAAUGAAAGACAAAUCUCAGGUAACUAGAUAGCCAUUCCCUUCAAAAUUACUUUUUCAUGCAUCAUCUGAACAAACCAAAGAUACCAAACAUUUCCUCUAAAUAGAGGGUACCUGAUCUGUAGAGAAAUGUAUUUUUCAGCUGGCACUAUAAAUAAUAUUCAGAGAUUAUUUGAAAUGGAGAUUUUUAUAUGGAGAAGUGCAUUUCUGCACAAACAAAAUAUUUUUCUGUCAAAAACAUUCUAGAGAGGCCACAAGAAAUGCCCAUGUACUCUGUACUUUUCAGAUAGUCCACAAAAAGUCAAGCAUACAUCGUUUCGAAUAGAAGACAUAGUACAUACUUCUUGUCUUCUAUUAGAUGGCAUGUUUGCUUCAAGAACUAGUUCUAACAGUCAGCACCUUUAUUCCCAUGACUUCAGUCACACAAGGUACGUGUAUGAAAGGUAUGAAGACAAGCACCUUGCAUUGGAUGUAUAUGGAAUAUAAUAGACACUACAGUGUAGCUUUGUUGCAGUGUGUAAUAACUCCACGUAGAACAACUUGGUAAGGGCCCUCUUUCCUUCUGAGAUGCUUUUUCACUGCUGCUUUAUUUAAAUGAAUUUGAGGUUUAAAGUAGGUUUUAAAGCUGCUGUACAUUCUAGUCUUGACUGGUCUGGURCAGGGGGAUCGCUGUUGAUUUAUUUACAACUCUCCUUCCUAUCAAAUAAUGGGAGAAAAUAACUGGAAUGGUUGUUGGAAGUGGUAWUUGU
This is a messenger RNA of Nothoprocta perdicaria, 3238 nucleotides long. It is a transcript of the gene SPART, whose product is annotated as spartin. NCBI's taxonomy places the organism in Eukaryota, Metazoa, Chordata, Aves, Tinamiformes, Tinamidae. The record is from RefSeq and is a predicted model, not a curated record. The transcript is spliced from 9 exons. Gene Ontology annotation, cellular component: plasma membrane. The coding region runs from base 3 to 1937 and encodes 644 amino acids. Gene Ontology annotation, biological process: negative regulation of BMP signaling pathway; cell division.